UUGAAGUGAAAUAAAAUUAAUGGUAGAACUGUUUAUGAGAUCGGUACAAAUAUCAUGUCUGUUCAAAUAGCAUUGAGAAAUUUUCUUCAUGGAGUCAAUAUAAACGAUGGACCACUAUAUUUGGCAUCGCCGUCUUUAACUGGAAAGUUCUGUUCGUUUGCUUUCAACGGAACACGUAUUCCAGAUUAUUUGAAUAAUAUUUUGUAUACUAUUUGUAACGUUUUCGGCUCUGAAGAUAAUGUUGUAAUCUCCAGGAUUAAAGAAGAACAUUUAGAAAGAAGUCUUCAAGGAAAGUGGAGUGUGAACAGCAUUUUGAACGGUUUCUUGCUAGCUGCAGAUCCUAUUACGACAAAGCCAUUCCGCAGUAAUUUUCUCGUUCAAUUCAACGAUGAAGUGGAGGAUAAUACCAAAAACGUGAUUGAAUUCGCUAAAGAAUAUGGGAUUCCAUUUAUUUCGAAGUUGGUUCCAAAUUCUACCAAGACUAGUUACUCAGUUGAUGUUAUAUCUUGUAUGUCAGAAGAAAUAAUCGAUCAAUUUCAACUUCUGCCUGUUAAGUAUGACGGCUAUCACCCUGCCCUUGAAUUUGGACACUCAGUAUUUAAAAGUUUUGUAGAAGUACAAAAAACGCUGGAAAUAGCUAGUCAGAGUUUAUCUCUUCCAGAAGUAAAGAUCUUAAAAGAUUUAUCAAAAGAGCACUCGAAUGAUAUUUUCGCAAUAGCUGAGCCGAGCACGUAUCUUAAUCCUUUCAUUGUUGUUGAAGGACUUGACGGCGUUGGUAAAACGACGCUUGUGACGAAUCUUGCACGACGUAUAAAAAAUGCACAGCUGGUCGUUACACCACCGCAAGCAAUAAAUGAAUACAGACAAAUUAUGGUGAAGCAAUGCCAACCCUUGUGCAGAGCAUUUUACAGCUUAGGAAACUAUCUUACGGCAAAAAUAGUAAAAGAUUCGCUAAUGUUCAACACUGUUGUUUUGGACAGAUAUUGGCACAGUUCAGCGGCUUAUGCAAUCGCCUUGGAAUCAAAAUGCGGUAAUGAACGAAACAUUCCAACCAAGGGUCAUCCAUUAUACAAAUGGCCAGAAGACUUAAUGAAGCCGUCAGCAGUCAUCUUUCUAGAGCUAGGAGAGGAAGAUCGCAUAAGGCGAUUGAGAGGACGAAGCAAGACAGGAACAACAGAGGAAAUUCUGCUAGAAAAAAGCCAGUUGCUACGACAACGGUUAGUUCAAGCGUACAAGAAUAUGGAGAAUCCUAGCUGUAUUAUUAUCGAUGCAUCGAAAAGUAAAGAAGAAGUUUGUGACAAUGUUAUUAAGGAACUAACAAAUCGAAACAUUUUAUCCAAUUAAUGACGUGGGUUCAUUCUCAACAUUUUUCAGCCUUAACUUGCAUCUUUAGUCGUAGUUAUUGAAGGAAGUAUUAAAAAACAUUGCCGCAUCCUGCUAUUGACUGCUGGUAGGCGCAAACGUAAGCCUAUAAGUUUUUCGUCUCUAGACUAUAGACUUUCGUCUCUAUCACUUAUACAUAUCCUAUACAUAAUACUAUUUCUGAAUACUGCAACAUUUUGAGGCUGUUGUACUGUUAAUGCAAGAUUUGUUUUUAUUUGAUUGCUGGGCGUUAUAAAGAAUAAUUAACAAGCCA
This is a messenger RNA of Xenia sp. Carnegie-2017, 1636 nucleotides long. Its product is annotated as UMP-CMP kinase 2, mitochondrial-like. Gene Ontology annotation, molecular function: dTMP kinase activity. Gene Ontology annotation, biological process: dUDP biosynthetic process; dTDP biosynthetic process; dTTP biosynthetic process. Bases 55 to 1344 code for a protein of 429 amino acids. The transcript is spliced from 4 exons. Gene Ontology annotation, cellular component: cytoplasm; mitochondrion. NCBI's taxonomy places the organism in Eukaryota, Metazoa, Cnidaria, Anthozoa, Malacalcyonacea, Xeniidae. The record is from RefSeq and is a predicted model, not a curated record.